Messenger RNA from Miscanthus lutarioriparius, 792 nucleotides. The record is from the annotation of a GenBank genome assembly. NCBI's taxonomy places the organism in Eukaryota, Viridiplantae, Streptophyta, Magnoliopsida, Poales, Poaceae.
AUGGCGCGCACGCCAUCCCUGCCGAUGAGCGCGAUAGGGGUCGAGCACGGCAGUGGCUCCGUGCACGCCAUCAAUCGCCACGCGUCACAAUAUACGCUUUUCUCACUGGGUGAAACUUAUCUAUUUGCUCAGCUUGUUGAUUUCAUGGACAAGAAUCCUGGAAAAGCAUCCAAACCUGAGCUAGAUUCUGACACCCACGUCCAUGUUCGGGUUACAGUUCCCGUGUUCCCGCCAAAAGGCUUUUUCAGUAUAACUGCAGGCCCAGAGUACGAGAUGCAGCCAGGGCUGCCCCCGAGGGCACAGGCCAGCAGGAGCCCGAGCUAUCCACUUAUGUACAGAGAUGUGAGGUCUGCGGUUGACUUGUGUCAUCGUGAUGGAACUUUAAAGCGCAUGGUGGCAAAGGAUCCUGCCAGGUACAUCAAUGAGGACUUGGCAAUUGUACCAAUGCUUGAAAUGAUCAGGAAAUCUGGACGCUCAACAUUCUUAGUGACGAAUAGUUUGUGGGACUACACCGAUGUUGUCAUGAACUACCUUUGUGGGCCAUACACUUCAGAUGUAGGCUCUGGUCUCAACCACAACUGGCUUCAAUAUUUUGAUAUUGUAAUAACAGGCAGGCUAGUAAAUUUGUCAAUUCUAAUCUAUCUUCAUGGCAUAUGUUUUUCUCUAAUAUAUGCAAUCCUUCGUGAAGAUCGGAAGCCCAAGAUCAAGUCAUCAACACUCAACACCAGUUCAGAAAGUUUACCAGGGAGGCAAUGUUGGUCAUCUCCACAGAUUACUUUCUGUUGCUUCUAG